AUGUUAGUGGAAGAAAAUUUCUGUAAAACUACAGUUUUAUUGGAUAGUGGUCAUUUUCAGGUGGAUUUACCACUGAAAGGUCCUAAUGCGAACGGGACAUUAGGAGAGUCAUUUGAUUUCGCACGAAAAAGAUUUUAUCAAUUAGAGAAACGAUUUGAGAAAAACCCAGAUCUCUUUCUUCAGUAUAAGAAAUUCAUCGAUGAAUAUAUUUCCCUAAAUCACGCUCGUAUUGUACCCCUCUCUAUGAAGAGUGAUCAGAACGAAAAUAAGUAUUUCUUUCCUCAUCACUGUGUUAUACGAAAUGACAGUAAAAGCAGUAAACUUCGAGUUGUGUUUGAUGGUUCGCUGAAAACUUCAUCUGGUCUCUCUCUUAAUGACAUAAUGUAUAAAGGGUACACAGUACAGCCUGACCUGUACGAUAUUCUGCUGCGCUUUAGAACCUUUAAAUAUGUAAUUACUUCUGAUAUCGAGAAAAUGUACCGGCAAGUAAGAAUCAAUCCGAAGCAUACAUAUCUGCAUAACAUCCUAUGGCGGGAAAAACCGUGUGAAAAGCUCCAGUGUAUAGAAUUAUCAACUGUUACAUAUGGCACUAACUGUGCCCCUUAUUUAGCUACCCGAGUACUGAAAGAACUUGCUGUUAUUAAUCAAAAAACAUUUCCACUUGCUUCAAAUGCUCUUCUCUCCCAAUGUUACGUAGAUGACAUUCUCUGUGGCCAAGAUUCAUAUGAAAAUCUUGUCGAAUUACACCGUCAACUGAUGCAAUUAUGUAAAUUAGGAAAUUUUCACUUACACAAAUGGUGUUCAAACUCAAAUUCACUUCUCAACAAUAUUAAUCACUCUCACAAAUCUGAUAUUUCUCAAGAAAAUUACGAUAUUAAAGUAGAUGGAAUUUCAAACAAAGUUCUAGGAAUAUUUUGGAACCCCAAUUUGGAUGUAUUCUCUAUAUCUUUACCGAUACCUUCGGAAGAAAAACAAGUUACUAAACGCGAAGUUCUCUCAAAAAUAGCUCAAAUGUUUGACCCAUUAGGAUUAAUUGGUCCAGUUAUUGUUAUAGGAAAACUAAUGAUGCAAGAAAUCUGGAAAACUAAAAUUGAUUGGGAUGAUUUUUUAGAGAAGAUAUUCUUAUAA
Messenger RNA from Sitophilus oryzae (rice weevil), 1128 nucleotides. RefSeq lists its product as uncharacterized. The coding region runs from base 1 to 1128 and encodes 375 amino acids. Lineage: Eukaryota; Metazoa; Arthropoda; Insecta; Coleoptera; Curculionidae. The transcript has a single exon. The record is from RefSeq and is a predicted model, not a curated record.